This is a messenger RNA of Beauveria bassiana ARSEF 2860, 1401 nucleotides long. RefSeq names its product cytidylyltransferase-like protein. The transcript has 3 exons. Gene Ontology annotation, biological process: phosphatidylethanolamine biosynthetic process. The record is from RefSeq and is a predicted model, not a curated record. Bases 1 to 1401 code for a protein of 466 amino acids. Gene Ontology annotation, molecular function: ethanolamine-phosphate cytidylyltransferase activity. NCBI's taxonomy places the organism in Eukaryota, Fungi, Ascomycota, Sordariomycetes, Hypocreales, Cordycipitaceae. Gene Ontology annotation, cellular component: cytoplasm.
AUGAGUGCGCCAAAUACCAUCCCACCUCCUGGAGAGCCUGCACCUGAGCUCCUCGACGGUCGAAUCUGGGUCGAUGGCUGCUUUGAUUUCUUCCACCACGCAUGCCACCGUGAUGGCCGCAUAUCUAACCGCACCCGCCGCCCAGGCCACGCCGGCGCCAUGGUCCAGGCCCGCCAGCUCGGCCACGAGCUCUACUGUGGCGUCCACUCCGACGAGGAUAUCAUGGCCAACAAAGGCCCGACCGUCAUGAACCUCCGCGAGCGCCUCGCCGCCACUGACGCCUGCCGCUGGGUCACCCGCUCCGUCGGCCACGCCCCGUACGUCACUGAGCUGCCCUACAUCUCCCACUUUGGCUGCAAGUACGUCGUCCACGGCGACGACAUCACUUCGGACAGCGACGGUAACGACUGUUACCGCUUUGUCAAGGAGGCUGGGCGCUUCAAGGUCGUCAAGCGCUCCCCCGGCAUUUCCACCACCGACCUCGUCGGCCGCAUGCUGCUCUGCACCCGCACCCACUUUAUCAAGUCCCUCGAGAAUGUCCUGGCCGGCACCGAGGGCAGCGGCACAGACGAGGAGCGCAUGGCUGCUGCCAAGGCCAUGAAUGAGAGACUGGCGCUGUAUGCGACUGAUGAGACGGCAAAAGCGCCCGGCGCUGAGAUUUGGUUUUGGCGCGCCUCGCUCGAGGCCAAAUCCGAAGAGACGGCCCGCGAAAAGGGACAGUUUAACCAAUUUCUCGAGGGGCCUGGUCCUCAGCCUGGCCAGCGUAUUGUCUAUGUCGACGGUGGUUACGAUUUGUUUUCGAGCGGCCAUAUCGAAUUUCUGCGCAACGUUCUACUAGAAGAGGACAAGCUCGCCAAGGAGACGGACUGGUUCACUGAAGCGGCUGCCACCAAGCGUAAGCAAGCCACUGGCAAGGACUAUGGUCCGGCAUAUGUCGUUGUCGGCGUCCAUGACGAUAAUGUCAUCAACUCGUGGAAGGGCGUCAACUAUCCCAUCAUGAAUAUUUACGAGCGCGGGCUAUGCGUUUUGCAAUGCAAAUACAUCAACGCCGUUGUUUUCGGCGCCCCUUUUACUCCCACAGAGCCCUACCUCACCAAUCUGCCCUGGGGCACGCCCAGCGCCGUCUACCACGGCCCGACCAAGUUUAUGCCGCUCACCUACGACCCCUACACGGCGCCCAAAGCCCUCGGCAUCUACCGCCAAGUUGGGGCGCACGAGUUUGCCGACGUCAACGCUGGCCAAAUCGUCGAUCGCAUCAUGAAGAGCCGCGAAAUGUACGAGGCGCGUCAGCGAGCCAAGGGCGUCAAGGCCGCGGGCGAGGCGGCGGCCCGCGAGCGCGAGAUUCUCGAAGAGGAGCAGAAGAAGAAGCAAGCGGAGCGAGAAGCUGCGGCAAAGCAGUAA